This is a messenger RNA of Strongylus vulgaris, 729 nucleotides long. The record is from the annotation of a GenBank genome assembly. Lineage: Eukaryota; Metazoa; Nematoda; Chromadorea; Rhabditida; Strongylidae.
AUGUUGUGUGACUUUUUCAGAUCUGAUUCUGAAGGUUGUAUUCCACUUGUCAGAGCAGAUUGUGCCAAAGAUAUCGACAAUCCCGAGGCUGUAGUGUUCUACUCGCCAGAGUACGAGGAGAGCCUUCUAAUGAAGUACCUCGGUGAGUCUUCCGCUGUAGAGAGUGUGGAUGAGUGUAGCACUGACCUCGCCAACUACGAUCCACUCGUCUCGGAUGCGUGCAUGAUGCCCAGCUAUGGCAACAUCGACCCAACCCAUUCACCUGUCUCCUUAAAUGGGCCUACGUUAUUCUAUGAAGAUUCAAAUGGCAGUGCUGUUUUGCCCAAACUAGAAGAACAACACGAGGAGAAGCCUUUUCAACACUCUCAACGCUAUGAUCCAAUUCAAAAGCCAUCUCGACGCGGCCGCCCGAUGAAAGUUACCAGCACGUCCAAGAUGGCCAAUUAUGCAAGGAAUUAUCGUGAACAGAAGAAAAUGCAGCUUGCCACCUAUGAAGCACAAGUCAAGCAACUCACAGAGGAAAAUGAACACCUUCGCGCUGAGAAUAAGCGACUUACUGAAGGUUUUGAACGUCUUAGUAGGCAAGUAGAGAGUCUCCGUAGGAUGCUGGAAAACAGUGCUUAUCCUUCUCACGAUCCUUUGCAAACACCUUUCGCUUCACCACCAUUGCAGCGAAAAAGUGUUGGUGAUGAGCUGUUCGAUUUCAGUGAUUUAAUCACAUUUCCUUAG